AUGGAUUCCGAUUUUGGGUACAUAUACGAGCAGUAUGUUGAGUCAUCCGACGGCUCAUCAAACGAGGAGAAGUACUCUGAUGAGACGGCGAUGAUGCAGGCGGUCCUUGAAGACGCGGAGUGUGCGGAGGAACAUGUUCUCAAUUUCAAGGGCUCGAUCAAGGGUCAUCGAGUGCUCAACCGCAACAGGGCGCAUGGCCAUUUGACACUGAUGGCCGACUACUUUGCCCCUGAUGCACUAUUCACUGGCCAUUUUCACCGGCAUUUUCGGAUGCGCAAGGCUGUCUUCGAUCGUAUCUACCAUGGCAUCCGGUCCUACGAUGACUACUUCAUCCUGAAGAAGGACGCCAUGGGAACGAUUGGCUUCUCUAGUUACCAGAAGUGCACGGCCGCACUCCGGAUGCUUGCAUGUGGCACAACCGCUGAUUCGUGGGACGAGUACCUAUGGAUGUCUGAGAGCACAUGCGGAGAUGCUAUGGUCAGGUUUGCAACUACUGUAUCGAGGUGUUCGGACCUCAGUACCUGA
Messenger RNA from Aegilops tauschii subsp. strangulata, 525 nucleotides. RefSeq lists its product as uncharacterized. Lineage: Eukaryota; Viridiplantae; Streptophyta; Magnoliopsida; Poales; Poaceae. The record is from RefSeq and is a predicted model, not a curated record.